AUGGGACGAGUCGUCCGAGGCAGAACAGUGGGAGGAAGUCCUCUGAGACAGAAAACUGGGAAGGGAUCGUCCGAGACAGAACUGGAAGGAAGUCGUCCGAGACAGAAAACUGUGAGUGGAUCAUCCAAGACAUGGAAAUGUCACCGACAGGAGGAAGCCCCGCUAGUUAAACGUGCUAAUACAUAUGCGGCACUUCUGCAGAGCGCCAGCCAGCCACGGUUUGAUAUGCCCCUUCAAGUACACGGCGAUGAACUGUCUAUCCUUGUGGAUAAACUCGAGCAGUAUUUACCAGAAGCUAUAAGGGUACAGUCAAACAUCCGUAGUGUCCUGGGUGGUUGGUGUGACGGACAGAAAAUCUGGGUGGAUGACUGGCCGGAAGUCCGGGCUGUGGUCUGCGUGGUGGAUAGUCAUAAUGCCAAGUUCGGUUACUGGAGAAACCGUCUUGAGAUAUAUUGUUGCGACUUUGACGCUUUGGAGUCCGUUCUGAGUCAUGACCCUGUGCUUGACUGGAAAACAGAGUUCUUGGUAGCAGGUGUAUCGAAAGAAUGUAUGAAGACAGUAGCUAAAGUAGUAAGGAAGAAGCAUGUUGGAACUGUGGUACCUUUCGAUACUGAGCUGUAUAUAUAUUACUUACCGAAAUCAACACGUGAUACCUUAAUUGGCAUCCCAGAUAGGCCAUUGCCAUCAGACUACCGUGUGGGUACCGUGGAUUCCUGUCUUUCCACUUCCCUAAGCCAAAUCUGGGAGCCUGAUGGCGGGCCUCUGUGUGAGCGAUACAUCCGGGCACUCAUCAACAAUAUGCCGUCAGUUGCAGUUUACACAGCCGAUGGUAUUCCGAUAGCUUACUGCCUGCUGUAUUAUUACUGGGCACUCGCUCUCCUAUAUGUGCAGCCGGAAUACCGCGGAAAAGGCCUCGGAAAGCUAGUAACAACAGAAAUGAUCAAGAAAAUUGAACAGAAAGCCCCGAAACAGACACCGUAUCUUGUCGUCGCCACCAACAACGAACGAGCUCUAGCAAUGUACGAGAAGCUUGGUUUCCGGCGUGUUAAUAAAUUACUGUAUUGGUUCUUAUUCAAACCAAUAUCAUCAGAAAGCUCAUGCUUGAAUUUUAGGGUUUAAAAACAUCCCAUUAGACAUGUUAAGUAUUAGAUCAACAAUUUUAAUUUCAU
This is a messenger RNA of Liolophura sinensis, 1169 nucleotides long. Its product is annotated as glycine-N-acyltransferase-like protein 3. Gene Ontology annotation, cellular component: mitochondrion. The transcript is spliced from 6 exons. NCBI's taxonomy places the organism in Eukaryota, Metazoa, Mollusca, Polyplacophora, Chitonida, Chitonidae. The coding region runs from base 1 to 1119 and encodes 372 amino acids. Gene Ontology annotation, molecular function: glycine N-acyltransferase activity. The record is from RefSeq and is a predicted model, not a curated record.